ACAUAAUUUUGUGAGAUGUACAUAUGUAUGUAUGUACGUUCAUACUCUAUUCGUACAUAAUUAAAGUUAAAGUGAGGAAAAAAUGUGGCAAAAGUUUAUAAAAAUGCUUGCAACAUGCGCGCCGCCGCACAGUUGUAAGUGAGACGCGCAAGUGUAAGAGUCCAUGGUGGCCCAACACCAGAAGCAGCAGCAACCAACAAAAUCAGCGACAGCGACAACGUUAGAGUUAGCAACGACAACCACAAUAACGGAAAAGUGAUGCAAGGAAAGUGAAGAAAUUACGCGCGCGCGCCUAAGUGUCCAGUUUAAUGACGAACGGGUCGAACGUUGUUUGCCUAUAACGGCUUUUCAAAAAUUACAACAAACGAAGAAAGAAAACGAAGUAAAACGCGAAACGGGGAAACAAAAGUGACCAAGUGAGCGCCUUGUCUGUCGUCCGCUAAUUAAAAAAGGAAGGAGUGCGCGCGCGUUCCUAUUGUAACCAAAUUAAGUUUAAUUCAAAAUUAAAUGCCUGAUCCAACAACAGCAACAAUAAAUCAACCCAAAUGUUUAUACAAUCGACUGCAAGUGCUUCAUUUAUUGCCACAUUGACAAGGCCGCGUCUCCCGCUGCCGGUGAGCACUGCUCUGCUGUUGCUGCUGCUGCUGCAUGGCUUCGCAGCUGCCAUAAACUGGCAAGGGGUGAAGCCCAUGUAUUUGGUGUCCAUGUAUCCGGCACCAUUUAACAUGCAGACACACUCUCCGCACUCCUCGCUCUCCUCAUCUACGGAGCACGAUACGGAAAUGAGUGCCAGCACUACGAAUGGACGCAGACAGAAGGCCAUUGAUGCUCAUGCUCAUGUCCAUGAUGAUGAUGAUGAUGAUCGCGCCGAACCGGAACCCUUGGUCUUGAAUCUGGAGACAACACCGCUACUGGAUAGCAUGCUCCCUGAGGGUGCCAUGGCCAUGGAUCGCAUAUUUGGCGGCAAUGUGGGUAAUCCCCAUUGCUUUCCCUAUCAAGUGGGCAUGUUGCUGCAAAGACCCAAGGGCUUAUACUGGUGCGGCGGCUCAUUGAUAUCGGACCAGUAUGUGCUGACGGCGGCGCAUUGUGUGGAUAUGGCGAAACGUGCCCUCGUCUUCCUGGGCGCCAACGAAAUCAAGAAUGCCAAGGAAAAGGGUCAAGUGCGCAUGAUGGUCCCCAGCACCAAUUUUCAAAUCUACCCCACAUGGAAUCCCAAACGACUGAAAGAUGACAUUGCCUUGGUACGUCUGCCACAUGCGGUCAGUUUUAAUGAGCGCAUACAUCCCAUACAGCUGCCCAAAAGGCAUUACGAGUAUCGAAAUUUCAAGAACAAAUUGGCCAUUGCCUCGGGUUGGGGCCGUUAUUCGACGGGUGUGCAUGCCAUUAGCAAUGUACUGCGUUAUGUUCAGCUACAGAUAAUCGAUGGCCGCACCUGUAAGCGCAAUUUUCCGCUCUCUUACCGGGGCACCAAUAUUUGCACCAGCGGUCGCAAUGCGAGAUCAACAUGCAAUGGGGACUCGGGUGGACCUCUGGUGCUCCAGCGACGGCAUUCGAAGAAACGCGUGCUCGUCGGGGUCACCUCGUUUGGCAGCAUCUAUGGCUGCGAUCGCGGCUAUCCGGCUGCUUUCACGAAGGUGGCUUCGUAUCUGGAUUGGAUUAGCGACGAGACGGGCGUGCAUUCGCAUCAGGACACCACGGAGGCCAUCUUUCUCGAUCAGUACAUCAAGAACUACAGCAAGCAGAGGCAUCAUCGAAAACUGGAGCAGCAGGCCGACCAAAUCGAUGAUAGGCCCGAUGAGUUGGAUGUGAGGCAUCGUGGCAAUAAUUAUGGUAAUCAGGAUGAUGAUGAAACUGACGAGGACGACAGUCAACAGGAACGCCCACACUAUAACAGACCCAAGUCGGAGUAUGAAUUUUAUUUUUUGUAGUUAUAUUGCCGUGUAUAAAAUAUACAGAAAACAACUAUUUUAUAAGCA
This is a messenger RNA of Scaptodrosophila lebanonensis, 1976 nucleotides long. Its product is annotated as chymotrypsin BI. The transcript has 3 exons. Gene Ontology annotation, molecular function: serine-type endopeptidase activity. Lineage: Eukaryota; Metazoa; Arthropoda; Insecta; Diptera; Drosophilidae. The record is from RefSeq and is a predicted model, not a curated record. Bases 546 to 1928 code for a protein of 460 amino acids. Gene Ontology annotation, biological process: proteolysis.